This is a messenger RNA of Pocillopora meandrina, 3731 nucleotides long. NCBI's taxonomy places the organism in Eukaryota, Metazoa, Cnidaria, Anthozoa, Scleractinia, Pocilloporidae. The record is from the annotation of a GenBank genome assembly.
UUCUUUUCCUCUCUAGGAUCAAACCUUCUGAAUGGAGAUGAAAUCUGUUACACAUCGAAGCAUAUCCGGAAACGUAGCUUCAUGAAAGACACCUUCAAGUAUUUAGAUAUCCCUCCCGUUGAGGCAAUCACCGUACAUGAUGACUUCGAUUGCCACUCGAAAUGUCUGGAAAAUUCAAAGUGCCAUUCUAUUAACGUAGCUGCUUCUAAAGCGGCUGAUGGAAAGCUUUGGUGUGAGUUGCUGUCUUCGGAUAAGUACAAAAACUUUACCAUGUACCAUGUUAACCAAACCUCCAAUCAUUAUUUUCGGAAGGUUAGUGACUUUGUGAUAAGCUCGUGAUAUGUAGGGGUUUUUAAGGACAACAACUUCUCUAUUUAACUAGAGAUGAAACGUUACUGUGAAAUAUUGGGGGAAAAUAUUAAAAGUAUACAAACACAAAGGACAAAAAUAUUCCCCACUCCCUUCACCCAGAAAUUGAAACUAUGAUUCACUUUAGGCCAUGAGGAAGAAGCAAUUGUGACGCUGUAAAAAUUAUUUAGUGACUUGUAAAACAAAAGGACACUGGGAGAAAUAAAGCGAUAUUUAGGAUCCUAGUUUUGGGCAUAUAUUGAUGGAGUGUGUCAGUUACUUUUUUUAAAAUGCACUCAUAAACGACCUUUGUCUUUGUGAUUCGUCUUUGCAGUCACCCUGUUCCUCCUUCCCCUGUAAAAAUGGUGCUACCUGCGUCCCAAAUUAUGACGACGACACGUUCCACUGCAUCUGCAAGAAAGGGUUCAGCUCUAAAUUGUGCAGAACCGGUACAUAUCGAAGAAGCUUUGUUUUCUUUUGUUGUUUGCUUUGUCGUUGUUACUUCUCGCUCAACAUGGAAUUUAGAAGUGGGACCUAUGUUUAUCGAAAGAACCAUUUUAUUCUAUGGGUUAUUAGUCUGGGAUACAUCUUAUUUUACGAUCUUAAGCGCAUAUUUUUGAUUACGGAAUUCUUUUAUGUGAUCUGGCUUCAGCAAAACCGAAUCAUAUUCAAAUGAUCUUGGUCGUCCAUUUGUGCGAUGGUUCUUGAUUACUUUAGUGCUUUUCCAUGAAUAAAAUUUACCUUUUGCAUUGUUAGUUUCUCGAGCCGAGAAUUAUGGUGUGUAUGGAGAAUUCUCUUUACCGAGAAUUAUGGUGUGUUUCUUUUUUUUCUUUUUUUCCUUAACUGGUUUUUAUUAUGUUUUGUCUUUUGUGUUAUUGUCAUUUGUGCCGCUUUGUAGCUUGUCCUUGCUGGAGCUAUCGAAUUGUCGUCAUUUAAAUAUUCCAAGACUGUCAAUAACAGCAACACAAGUAUUACCGCAUAUUAAAAAGCAUCUCGACUUACUGAGCUAACAUUUGAACUUUAACAUGUUUUUUUACAGCUGUUGCCGGCUCUUGCAAAGAAGCGUACGAUUUACACAAGUGAGUACCACAAUAAUGCUUAAACAGUUUCAAACUCAAAGAACACAAACAACAAUUAAACAUGGUCUGAUCAGAAGACCUUAACGAGUCAGUCUGAUUUUUUCAUAAAGCUGCCGUGUCUUUGCAAAUGCGAAAAAUUAGCUGGAAAAAAUUGGAAAUUAAAAUAAUUAAAAUAAAUAAAAUAAAAUAUGAUAAAUUAAAUCCAUCUAUCCAUGAACAUGUACAAAAUUUUAAAAAUUCAAGGUAAAACUCAAUGAUAUGAGCUGUAGUUUAUUUAACGAAUAAAUAAGCCUUGACUGUGCUCUGUUCCGUUGGAAAGCCCGCAGGAAGCUGUAAGAGCACAAAAGAAGUGUAGGGAGACGCAGUCGAGCGUUUCUCCCCAUUUCUUAAGCUGGAAUUUUAACAGCUAUUCUUGUUUGGCUAUAAUUUUCAUCAUUCCUGUUUUGUUCUGUUACGGGUGUUAGCUGUGUUUGAUUUUAUUAAUGUUCGUAAGCUUGCAAUAUAACCGAGCGUGAAAAACUCGGAUUGUUUAUUUCGUUUUCUCUUUUUGUCUCUGCUCACGUUAUGAUAACGUAAACUACGGCGCUUGCCAUGUUUACAAACCUUUGUUUUAUUCUCCUGUUGCUAUUUUCCGGCUCGCUUGUUCUGGAAUUUAAUUUUUAGGUGACGUAAAAAACCUUGAGAGUCAAGUCCGGGAAAUCGUGGGACAUAGUACAAUUUGGCAGAUGGCGUGACAGCUUUAGCUCAGCUCCAAUACUCUGAUAUAGCACGCUCUUUCAACCAAUGAGAGCGCGCGUUAUAUCCGAACUUUAUUAUAAAUUCUCUUGACAGUAUGCAUGCGUGAAAUGCAAAGUUAAGCAGUUUCAUCUUGAUCCUUUGUUUUUCCAUUCCAUAGUUUUACACAAGAUGUGGUGGCGAGAAUAAAACUUCCAGCAGCAAACUUUAUGGUUCAGUGUCACAAAGAACUUUCUGGAUGUGGUGGUGGUGGAUGGACACCGGUUAUGAAGAUUGAUGGCAGUAAGGUGUGAUUUACAUUUUCUUCUUGAGAAACAUUGAUUUGCACUUUAAUUUAUAUUCGCUUGAUUAAUUCAUUACUUCCUAAUCAUUUAACUUUUUAAUAUAUAUUUUGUAAUUUCAAAAAUAAGCCUCAUUUUUCAUCUCUGGUCAAUCUGCGAUCUUUAGGUAUUUAUCGUCUGGGAUGGGUAAAGGACAGGGGAUCACACUGUUUUCUGGGGAAACGGAAAGGGAUAAGUCGUCCCUUACAGAGUAUAAGGGAGAAGGGGGGGUUUGGAGAAUUGACAUCUAAUUAACUGACAGUGUGAGGGGAGGAGGGAUAAUAAAAAUAUUAUAUAUGCGUUAUUGACCAAGUGCGAGGUCAAUAUGGCUGGAUAUUGGCUGAGCUUUUUUUUUUUCUUUUUUACGUUUUUAUGGACCGAGAGGAAGUAGUAAACCCAAGGAAGUCGUCUAGUUUUUUUUGCCACCUUUUUAGAUUGUCCAAAAAUCAUAAACUUUAUGUGUCCGCUCCAGAGCGGGCAAUCCCGCUCGGGUAGCCAAUCAGAACACGGUACUCACUUCUAUUGCCCACUGGCACUGCCAGCAAUAUAAUAAAUAGCCAUAUUGGGGAAUCAGGUUAAUUUUAUCAUUAAUAGACAAAAUUCCUCCUAGCCCACACAGGUGAUAAAUAAUGACCUUCCCAAAUCAGCUUAUCAAAAUCUAAUUUUCUUGAAUACUUGCUUGAAUUGUUUGCAACUACAUAAAAUAUCAUCCAUUUCGACCCAGACCACUUUUCAUUACGAUUCAAACUACUGGAAGAACAAAAUAGAUUACAACCGUCAUGCUGGAAAGACUGGAUUUGACGAUCAGGAAACCAAGCUUCCUACCUACUGGAACAGCUCUUUUGAUAAAAUCUGCCUCGGUAUGAAAAUUGGCGAUCAGCGCAGGUUCAUUCUUAUCAACAAGCAAGCUGAAUCACUUUACUCACUGAUAGCCGACGGGAAGUACCGUGCUACCUCCUUAGGUCGAGAUACUUGGAAGUCGCUGGUUGGUCCUGAAGCAUCAUUGCAAAAUUUGUGCAACAAAGAAGGAUUCAAUGCUGCAGAAUACAGCGGAACGUCCAAAUAUGCUCAUGUAAGAAUAGGUGUGAUAUCAAAUGAACUUAACAACUGUGCAGGAUGCGACUCCAGGCUUGGAUUUGGCGGAGGAGGACAACACGAUGACUCCAACACGUGUGGAAACGAAGCUUAUUAUCUAGCAGAUAACGGGAACAAAAAAAUCAAAGCAAUGGGAUACAUAUUUGUGCAGUAG